Messenger RNA from Carassius carassius (crucian carp), 2556 nucleotides. Its product is annotated as serine/threonine-protein kinase H1 homolog. Lineage: Eukaryota; Metazoa; Chordata; Actinopteri; Cypriniformes; Cyprinidae. The record is from RefSeq and is a predicted model, not a curated record. The transcript has 3 exons. Gene Ontology annotation, biological process: protein phosphorylation. Gene Ontology annotation, molecular function: ATP binding; protein kinase activity. Bases 503 to 1771 code for a protein of 422 amino acids.
UUACUGAGUCAGGAAAAAAGGUGGUCCCAGUCCGAAAACACCGUUUCCAAGCAGGCGGUCUCAGUUUCAUAAUUUUCUUCUCAUAUUGCUUCGUCCCUCAAGCGAUACAAACACGUUAACAACCAUUAUUUUUGGACACAAGAUAUUCAUGUUAGCAAAAAACUAAGGAGGUACUAUCUUUCUAACAGGAUUAAAGUUUUAGAAACACGGUGAAAUGAAGAAAAGAGCUGACACUGGAGUGGAGAGGCUGGCGCUGGGAAUCUCGCCUUCUUCCUCCCACCACCGCCUGUAAGAAAACCCCUCUUAAGAUUUACUUUCUUGUGAUUGACAUUGACUGGAUUUCAGGCAAUUCUGGAUUGUGGUUUGGAGAGGUAACUGAUUGUGGGACUGGACGUGUCCCUUUGUGGCAUUUUCUGGUGUGGCACUGCACCGUGCACCGAUUGGAUGUUGCCUGGGAGCUGAGGAUGUGCUGCUGGCACCAGGAAGGAAGGAUUUUGAUGUGAUGGGGUGCAGGACGAGCAAAGUCCUCCCAGAGCCACCCGCUGAUGUCCAACUUGACUUAGUCAAAAAAGUAGAGCCACAUCAGACUGAUGUCUAUAAAAACUUCAUUAAAAGUGAUGGCGGCGGGACGAAAACAGGCUCGCCAUCCCCUCAGGGUCAAAGCCAGGCUGCUGCGAAGGUGAGCCAGUCCCCUCCUCCAGCUAACAGUCAGACGGAGCCUGCUGACCCACACCGGAAAAAAGUAGCCAAAUACAGGGCCAAAUUUGACCCUCGAGUGACUGCUAAGUAUGAUAUCAAAGCUUUGAUAGGCCGGGGCAGUUUCAGUCGGGUAGUACGAGUGGAACACAGAAGCACACGGCAGCCAUAUGCCAUCAAGAUGAUCGAGACUCGCUACCGUGAGGGCAGAGAAGUAUGUGAAUCUGAACUUUGCGUGCUGCGACGGGUGCGCCACACCAACAUCAUUCAACUGAUGGAGGUGUUUGAGACGGCUGAGCGGGUCUACAUGGUGAUGGAGCUGGCCACCGGCGGAGAACUGUUCGAUCGCAUCAUCGCCCGUGGCUCUUUCACAGAAAGGGAUGCCACGCGAGUGCUGCAGAUGGUUCUCGAUGGGGUGAAGUACCUCCAUACGUUGGGCAUCACGCACAGGGACCUAAAGCCUGAAAACUUGCUUUACUACCAUCCUGGUGCUGAUUCCAAGAUUAUGAUCACAGACUUUGGCUUGGCCAGCACACGGAAGAAAGGAGACGAAUGCCUGAUGAAGACUACCUGUGGAACACCUGAGUACAUCGCUCCUGAGAUACUCGUGCGAAAGCCGUACACUAAUGCAGUAGACAUGUGGGCACUGGGAGUCAUCUCCUACAUACUGCUCAGUGGCACCAUGCCUUUUGAGGAUGACAAUCGCAUGCGCCUGUACCGACAGAUCCUCAAAGGGAAAUACAGCUUCUCCGGGGAGCCAUGGCCAAGUGUUUCCAAUCUUGCGAAGGACUUCAUUGACCGUGUCCUUACAGUGGAUCACACUGAGCGUCUGACUGCGGGCCAGGCACUUAAACAUCCUUGGAUUGUCAGCAUGGCUGCUUCCUCCUCCAUGAAGAACCUGCAGCGGUCCAUUUCCCAGAACCUCCUGAAGAGAGCAUCAUCACGCUGCCACAGCACCAAAUCAGCACAGUCCACUCGCUCCAGCCGCUCCACGAAGUCCAGCAAGGCACGACGUGUUCGUGAGAAGGAGCUGCGGGAACUUAAUCGCCGUUACCAGCAGCAGUGCAGCAGUUGAGAGCGACGUGACAAACAAGACUGUGAGACAAGACUUUGUGUACCUUACGAAAAAACAUCGGAACAGAUGCAGGAACGGAGCAGAGCAACAUUGUGCCUCAACUUAGAUUGUCAACUUCCUGCUCCAUCACCACAGAGCCAAUUAGCAGAAAACCUCCUUCUAAACUUUCAUUCAUUUUCUAUUUUUCUGCUGUUUCUCUCUUGUUUAUUACCUUUUAUGUGAUUGUUUUAUUUAUUUAUUGUUGAUGUAUUUUCCUUGGAAAUGAUCUCAUUCAGCCUUUUACCUGAUUGUAUCUGUUGAACAGAAAUUUAACAGAAGUUGCUGGAAGGAUUAAGAAAGAAUACACCUUCCUGAUUUUUGCUGUGAAUUAUUUUUUAUGGUACCCACUGGAAGACUGCUCUUCUAAUGGGGGAAACGUGCUGUUUAUUCAUUAUUAGCAACAAAUCACAUCAACAUGUGAUAGUUUAUUGUGCCUUAAUAUCACUUUGAACAUGAUGGAAAGGUAAGAAUCAAAUAGUUGGUAAUUGCUUUGGAAGUAACCACGUAUAUAUCACAUUUGCAAAGAUACACACAUUGUAAACUCUUAAUAUUGUGGGUGUUUAGUUAUGAGCAUUAAAGGGGUAGUUCACACAAAUAUGAAAAUUCUGUCUUCGUUUAUUCACGAAAAGAGAAGAAAAUAAGAUAUUUUGAAGAACUGUUUUUGUCCAUACAAUGAGUCCAAGUCAGUGGGGUCCAAAACAAUAGUAAACUUCACUGACUUUAAUUGUAUGGCCAAAAAAAUAACA